AUGACGUACGGCACGGAAGUCCGUGAGGACACCAACCAGACGAAACAAAUGCUGAGGGUGGCCGAGAUGAAAACACUGAGAACAAUAGUGGGGAAAACAAGAAGAGACAGAGUAGGAAAUAUAGAUGUCAAAGAGCAAUGCGGGAUACAAGACAUUGUGAGGUGGGGAAGACAACAUAAGAGGCAGUGGUACAACCGUAUAAGACGGAUGGACGAGAACAGACUUCCGAGAAUAGUCCUAGAAAACAACCCGCCCGGCUCAAGGCCUCCCGGGAGACCACUAAAAGGUGGAAAGAUAGUUGGCAAUCCACCUCUCAGGAAAAGAUGCAGAGACAUUCCAUUCCUACGAAUGAAGACGUUUGCAGAAUUUGGUUGCAAAGAAUAA
This is a messenger RNA of Diorhabda carinulata, 384 nucleotides long. RefSeq lists its product as uncharacterized. Lineage: Eukaryota; Metazoa; Arthropoda; Insecta; Coleoptera; Chrysomelidae. The record is from RefSeq and is a predicted model, not a curated record. The transcript has 2 exons. The coding region runs from base 1 to 384 and encodes 127 amino acids.